Lingula anatina is the source of this 3885-nucleotide messenger RNA. RefSeq names its product colorectal mutant cancer protein. Lineage: Eukaryota; Metazoa; Brachiopoda; Lingulata; Lingulida; Lingulidae. Gene Ontology annotation, molecular function: calcium ion binding. The record is from RefSeq and is a predicted model, not a curated record.
UUACAUGCUGCAGCCCUGACCUCUCUGAAAGGUGAAAUCCUGGACCUGACCAACCGACUUCAUCAUGUCUCCUCAGAGCGUGACUUACUGGAGAAGCAGCUGAACAAAGUCCAUACUGAGAAACUGCAUCUUCAACGAGAGUAUGCAGACCGCCUUGAGCAGCAGGCCCAGCGUUACGAGGAGAGAAUAACUGAGCUCCACAGUGUAAUAGCUGAACUGAGGAAAAAGCUGGACAGACACCAGAUUAAUGUCAUAAGGGAAGAAGAUGAGUAUGAGGAGUCUGAGGGCCAGAGUAACCUAAGUCAGAAGAGUAACGAGGAAGCUGGGAGCUGUAAUGAGAACAAUGCCAAUGAUUCACAAGCAGCAAGCAUAGACUUCAAUCUCGGAGCAGAUCUUAAUGCUGAGCUAACCAGGGUGGUCACAGAGUUGGAGAGCGCUAUCAAUGAGCGCAAGAAAAUAGCCGUUGAUGCCACAGAUGAGUUGGCGGUGGAACAGUAUGAGACUGAGAGCGUGGAGGAGAAAGCUCUGCAGGUUGUCAAGGAAAUGGAAGAAAUGAACAUUGACACUCCAAAAGAGAAGGUUCAAGUCAGUCACAAGCAAUAUGAGGAGCAGCUCCAACUCCUGCGUGCAGACAAUGCAUCUCUUCAGGACCAGAUAGGCAGACAAGAGACUGAGCUCAACAAGUGUAAAGCACAGAUGGGAGGCUUGAGAGAAGAGAGGGACAGGCUUCGAAGAAAAGUCCGUGAACUCCAGACCCGAAUCCAGAGUGUGGAAGCAUCAUCUAGUCCACAUAGCAGUCGUGUUUCCACGCCAACCAAAACUCAGCCAACAGGUGGCCCCAUGAGUCCUGUUGGGGCGAUGGGUGACAGGACACUGCCACCUGGGGAGCAAGUAGCGGCAGUUGCUAAGGUGGCAGAAUUGAAAAAACUUAAAACGGGUGGUGCUGAACGGCAGGUGCUUGGAACUGAAAUUGCUUCCUUAGGGCUUCCUAAUCCCAAAGUGGCAGAACAUUUAGCGCACAGCCUUCAAGAGUGCUCAAAUAUGCAGGAAAUCAUACAGACUUUAUACAAGUGUGGAGACGAAAUUUCAGAAGGCAAAAUCCAUGAAUUUGAAAUAGAAAUGGAAAGACUCAGUGCGAAAAUAGACCAUUUGAAAUCUCAGAAUGACUUGGCAAAUAUAACACUAGAAGAAAGUAAAGCUCAGUGUGAUCGCUUAAGUAUUUUGAUUGGAAAAUACGAGUCAAACAAUACAGCAUUACAGUUGGCUAUAAAUUAUGCAGAUCAGUCCCUAGAGGGGUACCAGGCAUUGGUUGAUCUAUUGGAGACAGAUCAAGGGGUUUUAUUGGCUAAUUGCAGAGCUGCAGGGCUGGGAGGUUUUGGUGAUGAUGCAUAUAGUGGAAACCAAGAAGAAGUGGCAGUGGCAUUACGUCGUGCAGUCGGAGCACGUAAAUCUGCAGAGAACAUGGCCAGGCAUCUGUUACAGAAGAUGGACAGAAAUGGUGGUCUCAAUUUGCCAGGCACUACUUCAGCAACCACACCAUGGGAAGACAUGUCAUCAACAAGCAGAACAACCAGCACCACUAGCUCUACAGCCAGUAGUGUGGACACCGAGUUCAGUAAAGUGGACGAGCAGAGGCUGAGAGAUUAUAUCCAACAGUUAAAGAAUGACCGGGCUGCAGUGAAAUCCACUGUCCUGGAGCUGGAGAGUGUCCACACUGACCCUCUGGCCAAGACCCCUGGCCUUAACCCUGAAUUCCAAAGGCUAGACCUGGAGAAUGCUGUGAUAAUGCAAGAGUUGAUGGCUAUGAAGGAAGAAAAAGCAGAGCUGAAAGCACACAAUUAUCUGAUUGAGAAAGAACUGAAGUCUUUGCAGUUGCGCUUGAGUGGAAAGGAAUCUCAGGAACAAGCUUAUAUGGUACAAAUUGAUCAUCUCAAGUGUGAGAUUAAAGAACAGCAGCAAAAACUGUCCACCUACUCAAAUAAGAAAAAGGAGGAGGAGUUGGAUACGUCAACUCCUGCCAUAACUCUGGCUGAACUACGCUCCCAUAAUGCCUCUCAAAUUGCACAAGACCUCUCAGAAUCCCUGAAAAGAGAGAAGAAGCUGAAGGCAAGAGUACAGGAGUUGGUAGCCACACUUGAAAAACUUUCCAGAAACUCUGAAAUUCGGCACCAGCAAUCUGCAGAGUUUGUGAGUGACCUGAAGAGAGCAAACAGUGCCUUAGUAGCAGCCUUUGAGAAAGCCAAGAAGAAAUACCAAGGGAAAGUGAAGAAGCUGGAGCAGCAAAUCCAGACAAUAUCAGAGAGAUAUGAGAAUCAAGUGCAAAUGUUGAAGCAAAAAGUACAGUGUCUAGAGGAAGAAAAUGCCAGAUCCCACACUAGCGAGACUUCAUUAUAGCUAGCCACCAGUUCACUAAAUGGAUUUCAACACAGGACUGAUGUUCAGAAAUGGAAUGGUUUUCAGUCAUAUAUUAGUGCAUUGUACCCACAGCAUUAAAGAGUUUGUGUCAUGUUUUGAUAGAUGAAUUAAAUCUUGUGUAAAAUUAAAAAGGAUUGUGUGAAGUGAAAAAAGAAAUGAUAUAAGCAAAUUAUGUUAAAAGAAUAAGUUGACAUAUGAAUACUCUUCAUUUACUCUGUAUCCAUAUUUUUAAGAGAUUUUUUCUCCCUUAAAAAUAGUCAGUUUUCUUUGAAGGAUUCAGACACAAUGCCAGAACGUGCAGUUGCAUAGACAACGUGGCAAAUUUUGCAAUUUGUUGCAUACGAAGUAAUAAAAGAUGACUUUGUUAUCUGAACGAACAUUUAAAAAGUGGUGUAUAUUUUACUCAGGUUAUAUCAGCGAUUAUCUGAUGCUUUCCCUGGUGCUGCAACAACUGUUUCAAUUUUAGAUACACAUUUGCCAAAUUGUUAACUCAUUUUCAGCUUAAAUUUAUUUUUAUCAGAUAAGACCCUUUCCCCAUCGUUUCCCAUUCAUGUUGACUCCGUGCUGAAAUCACGUUUGGAAUGAAAUAUGGAAUACCGACUUUCUUUUAUGUAAUGUUUUUACAUACAUAUUUUGAAGAAAGCCUUUAAAAAGAAAGUUAAAAAGGACAGAUUUCUUUGAAAAGCAACGCUGUCAAAUUUUAUUGUAUAUUUUAUUCAUUUAUUUAUUCAUUCAUUAUCAUUUUAUUUUAUUUUUGGGGGGCUUCAUUUCUGAUCAUAGUCUAUCGAUUCUGAACUAGUGUCUGAAAUAUUUGGCUCUUUGUUUUUAGAAGAUACGUCUUCAGAAUGGUUGUAGCAGUCAUAGCUGUGUUGUGCAGUAUAUUAAAUAAAUGUUAGAAAUGACUAAGACCAUGCAAUUGGUGCUUUUUAAAAAAUAUGCAUACUACUAUGUAAAUCGUGUUAGCCAUGUACACGCAGACUUAAGAAUUUAUGGUUAAGCCUCGACUCGAUAUUGACGGUUACUAAGAUUUGGUAAUUAUAUUAUGAACAAGCAAAACGUUGCAUUUUUCCAUGAUAGUUUUAGAUAAAUUUUGAGUUUAGAUCAGUGUUUUUUUUCUUGCUUACUUAGAAUAAUAGAUAUUUUCAUAUUUUCAGUCAAUACCUGGGUACUUCAUUUUACAAUGUGUUAUUUAUAAAAAUAAGAGAGGAAUCUAGUCAUGAUAGUGGCAGUGCCCAAAGAGAGUACGUUGUAUAUCAUGUAGCUGUGUUCAGUUGUAAAGAAAGGCAGGUAGACCUGGUUUUGCUAGACAUUUUCGAUACAGAAGGGUUGUAAUACAAUGUCCUUUUGUUUUUGUACAUUUUCAAUAAGCUGUUUUGUUGAUUAAAUAGCGUCAACCACCGUCUACACUGUAUCUGAAAUAAGUUAAUAAACAAGUAUAUAUUUAUUUGUACAAUUGAUUUUACAUAUCCA